Molecule: messenger RNA, 3804 nt
Organism: Bursaphelenchus xylophilus (pine wood nematode)
Lineage: Eukaryota; Metazoa; Nematoda; Chromadorea; Rhabditida; Aphelenchoididae
Source: the annotation of a GenBank genome assembly
AUGAGUGAACUGGACCAGCUUCGACAAGAGGCCGAACAGCUCAAAAGUCAAAUCAGAGUGAGUUUUAUUUUCGGGAUUUUUUGAUUAUUUUACAGUUUUAAAAGACCCAAAAUCAUAGUAGUUUUAAUAGUUAAUGCUCUCAGAAGUUAACAUGAGAUCUAGACAACAUACUAGUCCCUCAGCAUAGUCGCUAGAGCUUUUUCUUCGCCUUGCCCAGCGCAAAAAAGACAACGGCCCAAAAAGCCCAUUGCACUGUGCAAAAAGCAAAAAUUUGCACUGUGCACGAUGCCAUUUUGUUUUCUCACAGUACAUGUCGCAAAAAUCACUCCAGCGACCUUGCACACCCACUAGUAUCCAUAAAAUCCCAUUGUCUUUCUCCCCGUGGACUUCGCAAUCCGCCCGGCUUAACCGCUAAUUUGUCGGGGCCGUCGCCGAAAAAACAAACAAAUUAUGAAUGGAAUGAAUAUUUUUAGUCACUUUUCACGCCUAAAUUUAGCCUCCGUUUUUGCAUCCCGCGUCGCCCGGCAAAGACGUCCACCUCACCUGCACGGGAAUGUGACGUUUUGGGGGGGGCCAAUUUGGGGACCGAAAGGCGAAACGCCGAAUAUUUUGGGAACACAUUUUUCCACUGUUUUCCUAUAGCUCCGGGACAUAAAAGGGCAAAAGGUCAAGCACUUGAGAGGCGGCUGAGAAAUCAGCGGGCUGAAAAUUGGGGUGAAAAUUGGGAUGAUUGUAGACAUUUAUUUUUGAGAUCUUUCGAAGAUUUGGCCACAAGCAAAGACUUGAUUUUGCAAGAAAAUUUUGAGUGAUACCUCCAUAAUCACACUGAAAAUACCUUGAGUAAUUUUUUCACCUAAAAUUUGCAUGAUUUUCGGUAAAAAAGCGAAAUUUUUAACUUGAUCUGAUUAAUACAUAGCAUUGACUUUGAUGAGAGAUGAAAUUUGAGCCACAUUUUUUCGAUAAAGUACAACUUCCAGGCUAUUUUAUUUCCAAAUUUGCGCGUUUCAUGUGUUUCUGCAAGCCCUCUCUCGCUGUUCCUCCUGCAAUUAUUGCGCAAUCGAGUGUCGGUGUAAAGAGACGAAAAAUGACGUACAUGUGGCACUCGUCGUCGUUCCUACGAUUCUGAUGUCAAGCGAGAAUGGCCGCAAAGAUAAGGGGGAAAGGACGGGGCCCGAAAAGUGAGCAAAGCGGCCGAAACCCCAUUUUUCGGAGAAGCGAAAAGAGCGAAGCCGCCCCGGGGAGUUCGAGGCGGUGGUGGCGGGGAAGAGCGGCGGCGCAGAGAGAACGGCCGCCGCGGGCACAGUGAGUCGUUUAGAGAGGAAAAGAGAUGGCCCCUGUUGACGUCACGGGUCGAUAUCGGGUCCCCAUUCGGCCGCGAAUGUCUUCGGCUUUCCCCUCCCGAAGACAUCGCCGCCGACCGCCGCCGCAAGCCGGAGAGCGCAGACGGACGGGUUGGAGGAGGAAAACCCCCUCGUAGAGAGACCGCACAGAGACGCAAAGACGGCCGAAUUUAUGGCCAAAAGUGUGUUUCAUCGGGGCGACGGCGGCCGGCCCCACCAUAUAAGGCGCGCUGUAUUACUGAAGUAAAUUUUUGGUGCGAAUCCCCAAAGGAAACGAGUUCGGGGCGCCGCAAGCGGGCGCGCACAGAGCGCGCGUAAUGGGGAGAGCGCGAGAUUAGCGGAGAUUACGUCACACAAAAUGGAAUUUCGGGCCCGAAAAUAAUAAUUAUAAAGCGGCCGCAAGCGCCGAGAGCGUGCAGUUACAAUAGCAGGAAUGAAGUUAAAAGGGCGUGUAAACAGAACAAUGAUAUAACUAGAAUAAGUAAUAAGAACUUAGCGAAAAAUGCAAGGGAGUACAAGCAGUAUAAAUGCUUGUAAAUCCCUCAUAUAACUUCCUUAUUCUCAAAUUUCAAGACCUUUAAUCAACGCCGGAUUUUUUCAUACUGUACAAGACAAAUUUCAUGUAGUAACUUGGUAUUUUGCCCUCGCAUGCAAGCCAUUACAGCUUCUGGAAUACACUUUUAAGGCAGUAAAGUAAAGGUUCGCGUGUGAGUGGGAAAAUGGCAUUACAGGAACUCGGGCGUACGGUAGAUUGAACAGGUGAACAAACUAAGUGGAGAUUACAUCCCAGGCGCUAUUAUCGUACACUUAAUUCAAUUGCAAAAACAUGUUUAUAUAUAGAAACAUCAAAAAACUGAUAUUUUUUUUAUUUUAGGCCACCAUUUUUUAAAACACACAUGAUACCAGUUCGUAUUUUACCCCGUCAUUACCUUCAAAAUUUUCAGGAAGCCCGCAAAAAUGCGAACGACACCACGCUGGCGUCGGUGGCCGCCAACCUCGACCCCAUCGGCCGCAUCCAGAUGCGCACCCGGCGAACAUUGCGCGGCCAUCUCGCCAAGAUCUACGCCAUGCACUGGGCGUCGGACUCGCGGAAUCUGGUGUCCGCCUCGCAGGACGGCAAGCUGAUCGUGUGGGACUCGUACACGACGAACAAGGUGCACGCCAUUCCGCUGCGCUCGUCGUGGGUGAUGACCUGCGCGUACGCGCCGUCGGGCUCGUUCGUCGCGUGCGGCGGGCUGGACAACAUUUGCUCCAUCUACUCGCUGAAGACGCGCGAAGGCAACGUGCGCGUGAGCCGAGAGCUGCCCGGCCACACCGGCUACCUGUCUUGUUGUCGGUUCCUGGAUGACAACCAGAUCGUCACUUCGUCUGGUGAUAUGACUUGGUAAGCGACAUUAUCAGUUUUUGAGUUCUUAGAGAUACUUUGAAAAAAACUUCUGGCUUCUUUUGCCAAGGUCUUACCAUAGUAAAUUACCAUCAGAAACUCACCCCUACCCCCAUCUUUUCAGUGCGCUAUGGGACAUUGAAACCGGGCAACAGGUGACCGCCUUCACCGGCCACACCGGCGACGUCAUGUCGCUGUCGUUGUCGCCGGACAUGCGGACCUUCAUCUCCGGCGCCUGCGACGCCAGUGCCAAACUAUGGGACAUUCGCGACGGGAUGUGCAAACAGACCUUCCCCGGCCACGAAUCAGAUAUCAACGCCGUCGCGUUCUUCCCGUCCGGCCAGGCGUUCGCCACCGGCUCGGACGACGCCACUUGCCGACUCUUCGAUAUUCGCGCCGAUCAGGAACUUGCCAUGUACUCUCACGAUAACAUUAUUUGCGGUGAGUCGGGCGGUGAUAUCCUCAGCCAAAAAGAAGCCCGUCAUUUGCGGUGAUGAGCUGUUUUUUUGGCUGUAAAUUAAUAUUGUAUCAACAUGUUCUGAUUCUUUGUUUUUCAGGUAUUACUAGUGUUGCAUUCUCCAAAUCGGGUCGUCUCCUGUUCGCCGGUUACGACGAUUUCAACUGCAAUGUCUGGGACUCAAUGCGACAGGAACGAGCAGGUAAGGCCUCAUUUUUAACUUGUCCAGGCCAAGUCCUUGAUCUUCAAAGAACUUUAUCAGAACGAUCCAAGAAUACGUACAUAUAUUACUGUGCUAACUUCCAACUUUUCUCAAAGUGGUAGAGCAUAAUAUGGCGGAUAUAAGCAUGGUUUUCGACACCCAUUUUAUUAACGAAGUAGAGAUGAUUAUUUUUACAAAAAAAAAUUAACAAAACCCGACUCUAAACUAACAAAAAACGCGCCAAUAAAAUCGCCGGAUAAUUAUGCAUUAACCUAAUACAUAUAUGAACGCUAGCUAUUCCCCCAUCUUUGCAGGUGUUCUCGCCGGCCACGACAACCGCGUCUCCUGCCUAGGCGUCACCGAGGACGGUAUGGCAGUGUGCACGGGCUCAUGGGAUUCGUUCCUCAAGAUUUGGAACUGA